AUGUGUCAGUUCGAUUUUGAAGGGUUUCGUCAAGAACUUCUCGUUCAAAUACCCGAAAAAGUAAACAACACGUCGAACAGAAAAGGAUGUUCCGAAUUGAAAUCAUUACUUAUUGCCGGCGAAUCUUUCAUAAAUAUCGCUGAAAGAUUGAAUGACAACUUCUCACGUAUCACUAAAGAAGAAUUGCGAGCCAAAGUUAUGAUUAAAGUGAACAGAAUCCUGCAGUCGUUCAAGGCGAAAUGUGCGACUUUAAAAGAAUACGAAGUUGAAUUUCUCGAUUCUGAAUUACAAAGACUGGACCGAUACAUGCAUUUGUAUAUAAUCCAGUGUACUCCUAAAUUUAUCGAAACAAACUGGGGUAAUUCGGUUGAUUUCAAGUCUGCUGUUACUCUUUUAGAGAGAAUUGAUUUUUCAAAAGAUGUCGACCAAAUUAUCGAACAGAUUUUGAAAAGAUUUGAUCAAUUGCAAGUAGGCUUGACUGUGAGGGAAAAAGAUAGUAUACGUGAAGCUUUACAGCGUGAUUUAGGACACGGCAUGCAACAAGGGCAUUGGUACUCAUGUCAUUGUGGUUAUGUUUAUACAGUAGCGAAUUGCGGUAUGUUUAAUCAAAGUAGUAGUUGUCCUAACUGUAAAGCUGUAAUCGGAAGAGGAUCGAGUAACGCUCACAUUCAAUCGAAUUAUUGGCACACCGUAUCUCGAAACUAA
Molecule: messenger RNA, 705 nt
Organism: Planococcus citri (citrus mealybug)
Lineage: Eukaryota; Metazoa; Arthropoda; Insecta; Hemiptera; Pseudococcidae
Product: NFX1-type zinc finger-containing protein 1-like
Exons: 2
Coding region: 1-705 (234 amino acids)
Source: RefSeq, a predicted model, not a curated record